Messenger RNA from Neltuma alba, 2346 nucleotides. RefSeq names its product probable sulfate transporter 4.2. Lineage: Eukaryota; Viridiplantae; Streptophyta; Magnoliopsida; Fabales; Fabaceae. Gene Ontology annotation, molecular function: secondary active sulfate transmembrane transporter activity. Gene Ontology annotation, biological process: sulfate transmembrane transport. Bases 407 to 2116 code for a protein of 569 amino acids. The record is from RefSeq and is a predicted model, not a curated record. Gene Ontology annotation, cellular component: membrane. The transcript is spliced from 17 exons.
GCGCAUGCUCUGCUGAUGUGAUCGCCGGCGCUGCACAUGGAUAUAACCUACGUAUCGCCAAGUGGCAGCAAUCUGGCUGGUGAUUCCUCCUCCAUGCCGGCAUCGGCUUCGGCGUCGCCCACUCGUCCUGUACGGGUCAUCCCUUUGAAGCACCCUACCAUUCCGGCGUCGUCGUCGUUGUCGUCUAGUUCUCAUGUCAAUCUGGUGCUCUCCAGAUGGGCCACGAAGCUCCGGCUAAUGACUUGUGUUGAAUGGAUCGAGCUCUUCCUUCCUUGCUGUCGUUGGAUUCGGACUUACAGAUGGCGCGAGUAUUUUCAGGUUGAUCUCAUGGCUGGAAUCACAGUCGGUGUCAUGCUUGUUCCCCAGGGAAUGUCCUAUGCAAAAUUAGCUGGGCUUCAACCUAUAUAUGGACUUUGAAGACUCUGGCUUUGUGCCCAUUUUUGUAUAUGCUGUAUUUGGAUCAUCUCGUCAGCUUGCAGUUGGUCCAGUGGCACUCGUUUCUCUUUUGGUUUCUAAUGUGCUAAGUAGCAUCACUGAUUCAUCCAGUGAAUUAUAUACAGAGCUGGCGAUUUUAUUGGCUUUUAUGGUGGGGAUACUGGAGUGCAUAAUGGGGCUCCUGAGGCUGGGAUGGCUGAUUCGUUUCAUAAGCCAUUCAGUGAUUUCUGGCUUCACAACAGCUUCAGCUAUUGUUAUUGGUUUAUCUCAGGCAAAAUACUUCUUGGGUUAUAGUAUAGCACGAAGCAGCAAGAUCAUCCCAUUGAUUGAGAGUGUAAUAGCUGGAAUCGAUAAGUUUUCUUGGCCUCCUUUUGUGAUGGGAUCAGUGAUGCUAACAAUACUACUUGUCAUGAAGCACUUGGGGAAAUCACGGAAGUACUUACGGUUCCUAAGAGCUGCAGGCCCUCUCACAGCAGUAGUUCUGGGAACAGUUUUUGUAAAAAUAUUCCAUCCGUCAUCCAUUUCUUUGGUAGGAGAUAUACCUGAGGGCCUGCCAAAAUUUUCUCUUCCCAAAGCCUUCAGCUAUGCACUGUCCUUAAUUCCAACUGCAUUUCUCAUUACUGGUGUGGCUAUAUUGGAAUCUGUGGGGAUUGCCAAAGCAUUAGCAGCAAAAAAUGGGUAUGAACUGGAUUCAAAUCAAGAGUUAUUUGGUUUAGGUGUUGCCAAUGUUCUUGGUUCAUUUUUCUCAGCAUAUCCAACAACAGGAUCCUUUUCAAGGUCAGCUGUCAAUCAUGAAAGCGGUGCAAAAUCUGGAAUAUCUGGUAUAGUGACAGGAAUCAUAAUAACCUGUACACUUCUCUUCCUGACUCCAUUAUUUAAAGACAUACCUCAGUGUGUUCUUGCUGCCAUAGUGAUCUCUGCUGUGAUUGGUCUGGUGGAUUAUGAUGAGGCCAUUUUCUUAUGGCGUGUAGACAAACGGGAUUUUCUUCUUUGGACCAUUACUUUCACUACAACAUUGUUCCUUGGAAUUGAGAUUGGUGUACUUGUUGGGGUGGGCGCUUCACUUGCUUUUGUCAUUCAUGAGUCUGCAAAUCCACAUAUUGCUGUUUUGGGUCGUUUGCCUGGGACAACUGUUUAUAGAAAUGUUAAACAAUAUCCUGAAGCAUAUACGUACAAUGGAAUUGUGAUUGUUCGUAUUGAUGCUCCCAUUUACUUUGCAAACAUAAGUUACAUAAAGGACAGGUUGCGGGAAUAUGAAGCGGAUGUUGAUAGAUCUACAAAACGUGGACCCGAGGUUGAAAGAAUCUAUUUUGUGAUUCUAGAAAUGGCUCCUGUGACCUGCAUAGACUCUAGUGCUAUUCAGGCUUUAAAAGACUUGCAUCAUGAGUACAAACUACGGGGCAUCCGGAUAGCAAUCUCCAAUCCAAACCCAGAAGUUUUGCUUACGUUGUCCAAAUCUGAUGUUGUGGAGCUGAUAGGCAAAGAGUGGUACUUUGUGAGAGUACAUGAUGCUGUUCAAGUUUGCUUGCAGCAUGUUCAGCAGUUAAAAGAGGGGUCCAGGACUCCUCCACAGAGAGGAGAGAACCUUUCGAAUACCGAUUUGGAGGCUGGUAAUGGCAAUCCUCUGCUUCCCGAGGACACCGAUUCCCAGUUGGAGCCAUUGUUGUCAAGAAAAUCUUGACUUGAAUUCUGUCUUUUCAAAGAGUGGUAAAUGAUUCUAUUUUUUGUUUAGCCCAUUCUUUCGGAUAGCUAUCUUAGAGAUUAGGCUUCAUUGUAACUUACGAGCUUGUGCAAUCUUGCUAGUUGUGAAAAUAAUUCGCGUUUGUAAUCUUAACUAAUAUUUGUAAAAUAUAAGGAAUAAGAUAUAUAUAUAAAAAAAAAAAUCAUUUCUUGUCGGAUUACUCAUUCUAA